Gigantopelta aegis is the source of this 2088-nucleotide messenger RNA. RefSeq lists its product as uncharacterized. The record is from RefSeq and is a predicted model, not a curated record. Bases 62 to 1708 code for a protein of 548 amino acids. Gene Ontology annotation, molecular function: protein binding. NCBI's taxonomy places the organism in Eukaryota, Metazoa, Mollusca, Gastropoda, Neomphalida, Peltospiridae. The transcript has 10 exons.
GAAGCAUCACACUGCAGUGCUGCAACCUGCUGCUGGGUCCUUCAUUGAGAUGAUGUAGAGGAUGGUCAUCGUGCGACUGUCCUGUCACAACACGAGCGCUUGCACACCGCCUGUACAUGUAGUCCGUAAACGACAGGACAAGACUGAAAUGAAGAGACACAAGUCUCAUAAGGAGAAGGAACAUCUCUCACACAAAUCUGCACAGUUGGGUAAUAAACACUGUGUGAACACCAGACAUUCUGUUCCAUGGGUGGGUGAAGUCUCCGUGACCAAGGUGUGUAUCGUCACAUUCCUAGCCCUGUCUGGGGCAGCCAUUGUCCUGCAUGACAUGGGCUAUCUGUCCCGCUCUCCAGAACCCGACCACCGCACCACAUUCCAUCACAGCGAGCUUUCACAACCACGACCAGCACCUCUUAAAGGAGGAUGGAGAACUGCAGAGGAGGACAUUCUGCACAAGUAUGACUCCAGUUUAUGUCUAGUGGAUCGAGUGUUUGCAGACAGAAUUACUGUAGACCAGUUUGAGAGGGAGUAUCAGAAUAAGAAACCUGUGAUUAUAAAGUUCAGAAACGGUGCUAGGGGUUGGACGCAGCCUGAGUUGUGGUCUGUAGAUGGGUUAAGACAUUCCCAUGGGCCGCAGGGUUUGAUGGUUGGUGUGUCAAGGGAGAUUGUGCAGAAUGGUGGAAAUGGAUAUGUGGAAACGACAGUCACCGACUUCAUUGACAGUAUACAGGCAGCGAAGUCUGAUAAACAAAACGAACCCUUUUAUGUUUUCGACCGAGCAUUCAUUCAAGACUCACACCUUCUGAACACCUUAAACCCACCUGAAUAUCUCAGCAUCCGUCCACAACGAGAUGACAGUUUCUUUUUUCUUGGAAGUUCUGGCAGUGGAGUCUCCUUCCACAACCAUGCCGAAGCUUGGAAUGGUGUCGUGUAUGGGUCUAAGCGGUGGUUUCUUUACUCCAAGGAAACAGCUCCCCCUGGUGGUGUAUAUCCUGGAUAUUCUCAACUCGACUGGUUCAGCAAAGUGUACCCCGUGUUGUCUGAAACACAGAAACCCGUCGAGUGUGUGCAACAGGCAGGGGAGAUAAUCUACUUGCCAGAAGGAAUGUAUCAUGGUACUAUUAACAUUGGUGACACAGUGGCAGUCGGCAUUCAGAAGAAAGAGGCUACUCUACCUGAAAUGAAACUACAAUAUGAAGAAACCCAGUUGAGCAAGGAAGAAUCCAGUGAAGUACCUAGUAGAACUAGUAGAAGAUUUGAAUGUAUCAAGACUCUGCACAGCCUUCUGCCUGAUAACACAGAGUGGGAGAUGAGAUUGGGAGAAAUCCUCUUUACUGAGAUGAACCAGCCUGGUGAAGGAAUCCACCACACUGAACAGGUCCUACAGAAGGAUCCAUUCUUCCUUCUGGCUCUCAUUAACCUAGCCAACUUCCAGGCUGAGAUUGGCCAGUAUGAGGAAGCUGAGAUUCUCUUUGUUCGUGCACUAGAACAGAAUCCCACAGCAUGGGAUGUCUACGCACAAUACGGCACAUUCCUCUUCAAGCAGAGACGAUUUUCUGAAGCGGUUUCACUUUUUGAGAAGGGUUUUGAGUUGAAACCCAAUGAAAAGGCUUUCCUGAUUUACCUUCGUAACUGUCAGAUACAGAUGGGAGAUCACUCUGCUGUACAGAUUACUCAACGGAAGUUGGACGAAUUCCAUCAGUUAUAGACUGGAUACAAAAUCAGUUAUCUUUUAUUUAUUCAUCAUUUUAUGCACAUUCGUACAUGUAUGUUGCUGAGACAUUAAAAUAUUUAUUAUUAUUUUAAUAUUUUACAAUUUAAAAAAUGAAUGUUUCAUACAUUUUAUAUUACGAUAAAUUCAGACUUCUAUUUUUUUAUAGUAAAGUUAUUGGUAAAUUAUACAGUUAUAUGUGUAUAUGUGGUGCAUUUUUGUGAUUUUGUAAUUCCAAAUCCAUGUAAGUUUCCUUUUUAUAGAAACCAUACAUUUUAUACUUUAAAGGGACAUUCCUGAGUUUGUUGCAUUGUAAGAUGCUUCCGACUAAUAAAAUAUGUCUACGAUUAAACUUACAUAUUAAAUAUAUUUUCUUG